Molecule: messenger RNA, 3102 nt
Organism: Patella vulgata (common limpet)
Lineage: Eukaryota; Metazoa; Mollusca; Gastropoda; Patellidae
Product: transcription initiation factor IIB
Exons: 11
Coding region: 269-1108 (279 amino acids)
Biological process (GO): transcription preinitiation complex assembly; transcription initiation at RNA polymerase II promoter
Cellular component (GO): transcription preinitiation complex; nucleus
Molecular function (GO): TBP-class protein binding; RNA polymerase II general transcription initiation factor activity
Source: RefSeq, a predicted model, not a curated record
CUGCGGAGAGCCAUACGCAAGAAAAACACUACUAGAAUGCUUUUAACUUUUAAUCGAUGACGCUGUGAACCGUAUUAAAGGACUUUUAACUAACUUUUAAUCAUAUCAAACUUAUUGAACGAACAGUUAUUAAUAUAGAACCAAUUAUAACAAAAGGAACGAACAAACAGAAGUAAAGCUGAGAUCAACUAUUUGAAGCGCCUCAGCGUUAGUAAGUUGUCCAGAACAUCCAGAUACACCGUUAGUGGAAGAUCACCAUGCAGGUGAUAUGAUAUGUCCUGAAUGUGGCUUAGUAGUUGGUGACAGAGUAGUAGAUGUGGGAUCAGAAUGGAGAACCUUUAGUAAUGAUAAAGAUGCUAAGGAUGCAUCUCGUGUUGGAGCUGCAGAGAAUUCUUUAUUGGAUGGAGGAGAUCUAUCUACUAUGAUAGCAGCAGCACCAGGAGCAGACGACUCAGGGUACAGAAACAGACGAACAAUAAGUAGUUCUGACAGAACCCUUAUAGCUGCAUUUAAGGAAAUAGGUCAAAUAGCAGAUAGAUUAAAUUUACCUAAAAUGAUAUCUGAUCGAGGCAGUACUUUAUUUAAACAGGUACAUGAAGGCAAGUCAUUACGUGGUAGAAGUAAUGAUGCCAUUGUUUCAGCCUCUAUGUAUAUAGCAUGUCGACAGGAGGGUGUUCCUAGAACUUUCAAAGAAAUUUGUGCAGUGUCCAAAAUAUCCAAGAAAGAAAUAGGCCGUGUAUUCAAACUUAUUCUUAAAAACCUUGAAACAAAUGUUGAAUUAAUUACAACAGGAGAUUUUAUGUCUCGGUUCUGUUCAAAUCUUUGUUUGCCGAUUAAAGUACAGAAAGCUGCUACUUGUAUUGCUAGAAAAGCUGUGGAUAUAGAUCUAGUUCCUGGUCGAAGUCCUAUAUCUGUCGCUGCUGCUGCCAUAUAUAUGGCCUCGCAAGCAUCAGCAGACAAAAAAUCUCAAAAAGAGAUUGGAGAAAUUGCUGGUGUUGCAGAAGUUACUAUCAGACAAUCAUACAAACUCAUGUAUCCUAAAGCACAUAUGUUGUUUCCUGAAGACUUUAAAUUUGACACCCCAAUAGACCAGUUACCAUCUCAAUAGUAUCAACAACGGGUGCUCAGUUGAUAUUCCAGAGUGUUUCCAUCUGAUUAGUAAACUACUGCAUUAAUUGUCUCUGAUGUGAAUUACAGUAAAUUCCGUAAUGUUCAGCUGAAUACGUGUGAUGUCACCUACCUUGAUCAACUGCUUAAUCCACCAUGAUUGACUGACUUAAUCUUUUAUCGGACAAUUCAUCAAUCUAAUCUUAAAAAGAAGUCAUUGUUUCGCCUUUGUCAGACUAUUUAUCAAUCCAAUAAGAGUGAUUAUAAUUUAUUUUAAUCUACGUGUUUACCUCAUGGUUUCUACAUUGACUUGUCGGAAAUUUUAAUCACAGCAUGUACCAACCGACAGCAUGUAUAAGCUAGUCUUAGAUGUCACACAUCGUAAAGGAAUAUAACACCCCAAAUCAAUGGACAGUCAUUUUUGCUUGCAAUAUCUUAACAGGUGAAUAUAUCACCAUUACACACUAAGAUCUUGGUUAAUCACAGCAUGUACCAACCGACAGCAUGUAUAAGCUACAUGUAGUCUUAGAUGUCACACAUCGUAAGGGAAUAUAACACCCCAAAUCAAUGGACAGUCAUUUUUGCUUGCGAUAUCUUAACAGGUGAAUAUAUCACCAUUACACGCUAAGAUCUUGGUUCCUUUUGAUAAUCGCGUAUAUCCGAAUGUAACUUCCCGGAUUAUGGCUCCUGAUUGUUUGAAAAAUAACAUUUUUAGCUUGCAGAUUCUCUAGUGGUCAUAUUUUUUUUUUCCGAUUUAGCCCAGGUUAGGAACAGAACAGUAGGACGUUAAACCCCAUUUCAUUUCAUUUCAUUUUUUUUCAUUGGCUGAAAUUGUUGUGGUAGUACGAGCCAGCCAGCUUAAAUUUUUCAAAAUGAAUUCACUAAAUUCAAGACACACGAUCGACAAAAGCAAUAUUGAGAUCGAAAUCCCCCAUACCAAGUAUAAGUGAAGUCACAAGUAUGGGAGUUCGUAGGAUUUCCCGUUAAGCAUGACAGCAAUGAAAUCCGGUCAGUUGACCGAGAAAACACCACAUUUAAAGUAAAUCAUAAAUGUAGGCCUUUGAAUUUUCACAGCAUUUUUUUAAUUUAUUUCCUAUAUCACGAUAUUAAUAAUAUAGACUAAGUCAUGAUGCGCAUUGUAUCGUGCCCUGGUGUAUCGUUGCAGCCCUAGCGUCUGGUUAUCCAGUCUACACUGGUGGUAUUUAUUGGCAUGCUCUCCAGAUAAGAAUAUGGCGUCACCGUUUGACAUGAUUUGUCAGAUAUGUCUAGCCUUGUUCUUCAAGUCCCUUGUUACAAACGGCACUGAAACACAUUCUGGUACAAAGAUGUAUCAUUAUUAGAUUGAAAAAAAAAAUCAGUAUUUAAUUUGUAUUUUUUAUAAAGAUAAGAAUAAUAUCAGUGAAAUAAACAAACAAAAAUAUAAUUAUAAGAAAUGUACAUGAAUAUAUGAUAUUAUGAUUAUUAUUGAUUAUGUUUGUUGUAAUUUUAAAGCUUUUAUUUCAACUUGUAAAUAUAAAACAUUAUGUAAUAUCAUUUCAUCAAAAUAUUUAUGUCUAUUUUGUAGUUUGUUAUUACACUCAUAAAUCACUGAUAUUAAUAGGGGGUUAGGUGGUCUAGUGAUUUUACUCAGGUGAGAUCAUAAGGUAUGUCAUUGAGUCAAGUAAUGUGGUUUUGAUUACCGACUUGUGUGUGACAAGGAGUAGGAUCGCCUGUCCAACCUCGUGGCUUUUCUCAGGGUCCUCUGGUUUCUUCCAGGUGAUCUGGUUUCCUCCCACUGCUAAAGAAAGACCCCUAUGCACAAGCGAAUUAUUGAAAUAAAAUUGAAGGAUAUGUUAGUCCUAAAUGACCUAGUUUGUGUCGAUUGAACGUUUAAUCCCAUUUCUCUCCUCAUAUUAAUAUAUGUAUUAAUAACUGUUAUUUAUAUGUGUAUUAUUAAUGAAAAAAGUGAUAUUAAUAUGUGUAUUAAUAACUGAUAUUAAAAUGUGUAUUAACCUC